AAUAGGUCUACCUAUUUCGUGGUGACGGUGCUAGAACGGUGGGACUGGCGGUGGUACAGUGGGGAUUGGCCGGGAAGGAUUGAGAAGCACGGAGGAAAAACGAAAUGGAAAAAAAGGCUACUAGUAGGGUGCGGUACACGUUCGGUAGGUCAGUUCCAGUGACAACCGAACCUGCUUGCGCGCCCCGAGGAGAAACGGGUCAGACGCAUUACACGAGUCGCGACACGUCUCCAUUCUGCUUGCCUAAAUCUGUCAUUUCUGUCCAUUUCUGUCGUGCAUUGAACCUAUCACCGACUGAUAGAGAAUCUGAGACUACCUCUCUCCGAUUCUUGCAAUUUCCGAUUUCCGAGCUCCGACUUCCACCGUCAGCCGGACCACUGUGAGAAAACCAUACCCAGUCCUGCGCGGCCAACUCAGCUCCGUAAGGCCAUCCCGGCGGUACUACUACUAGUAGUAGUAGUAGUGGUAUCAUGGCGGCUGACGCCGUUCCAGCUACUACAGGAUGGGCCACUACUACUAGUGGUAGCGCAUCCAACUCCAACUUGGAGAACGCAACACUGGCCUUUCUUGUUCUUGAUUCCACCGUGUCAAGCCUCACGUACGCGUCGAGCUGCGUCCUCGCAUCUCCAACGCUCGUGACCAUCGCAUUAGUUACGGCGGCGGUGAUCGUUCUCGGUUCCUGGAGCUCCUUCUUUCGACGCCGCCAUUCCCUUCCCCCCGGACCAUCCCCAUGGCCCAUUUUCGGCAACCUUCCGAACUUAGGUCCGACGCCUUACCGCUCCAUGGCCGAAAUGGCAGAAACGUACGGGCCCAUCCUGACCGUUUGGUUCGGUUCUACGCCAGCUGUGGUCAUCUCGUCGCCGGAGCUCGCCCGAGAGGUGCUUAAAACGAAGGACAAGUCGUGCUCGUCCCGCCCGGUAACGCGCACUCUGCAGCAGCUCAGCCUCGGCGCGAGGAACCUCAUCUUCUCGCCGCCCAACGACAGCUGGCGCACGCAGCGGCGGCUCGCGGCGCUGCACCUCCUGUCGACGCGGCAACUGCAGGAGAGCCUCGCGGUUCGAGAGCGGGAAAUCCGCGACAUGCUCGACGCGAUUGCUUCAGACUCCGCCGCUUCCGCCGCCGCCGCCGCCGCCACCGCUGCCGGCCUUAGUUCCAGUGGUCCUGCUGGCGGCAUUUCCGAGGGCUCCUCGUACGGGUCGUCCUGGGACGGUAGCACUAUUACCCUCCGAGGUAUCGAAGUGCGCAGGUAUCUUAGUCGAGCUACGCUGAACAACAUCCUUCGGCUGACUGUUGGCAAGCACUUCAGCUAUGACACCAUCCGCCACGCUGCUGCUGCUGCUGCGCCCGGCGAGAUGCUUGCGAGCGCCAUGAAGGUCGACUGGAACCGACGCAUAGCCGCAAUCAGCAGCGUGACCCGCGACGCUGCACGUGGUAUUUGCAGUGCAGGUGGUGCAGGUGGUGCAGGUGGUGCAGUGGAAUCUGCGGUGGGGGAAGGGGAGGGGGAGAUGCUGAUCGCCAUGAUUGAGGAGGGCUUCGCGCUGCUGGGUGCAUUCAAUCUCGGUGACUACAUUCCAUGGCUUGCUCGCGUGGAUCCGCAGCGGAUCUUUGCACGCGCCGUGCGCCUGAGGCCGCAGAUGCACGGAUUCAUGCGCGCAUGCAUCGAGGAGAGGCGGCAGGUGAUGAGAGGAGAGGCGAGCAAACGCAAGGACUCGGUGAACUGUGACCCUUGGGAGGAGGGAGAGCAUGGACGGCAGGAAGGGAAGGAGGAGGUCCCUCCCAGUGGGGAAGGGGACAAGGUGGCGCCAGCCAAGUCCGGUUCAGGCAAGGUGAGUGAGGAGGAGGGCGCGGUUUUUUCCGAGAAACGUUCCCCCGUGACGUUUGUAGACAUGCUGUUGGAGAGGGAAGGUGAGGGAGAGGAUGAGGUGGAGAGGGAUGUGAUUCUCAUGCUUGCACUGGAUAUGGUGAUGGCGGGGACCGACACCACUGCCAAGACCGUUGAGUGGGCUCUUGCUGAGCUGGCACAGCACCCAGGUGUGCUGGAGAAGCUCCAGGCUGAGGUGGAUGCAGCCUAUGCCAGGUCGGCAAGUGUUAUUAUGGCUACUGAAGCGGGCACAAUGGGGUAUGCCCCCAAUGUUUUGCUCCCGGUUCAAGAGAUGCCGUACCUCCAGGCAGUGAUAAAAGAAACGCUUAGGCACCACCCGGUUGCGCCACUCCUCGGCCCGCACCUGACUACUGAUAGGGUAACUCUGGGAAGCUACAAUAUCCCGCCGAACACCAUGAUCCAGAUCAAUGCCUGGGCGCUUGCGCACGAUCCAACGGUCUGGAUCAACCCGCACAACUUUGACCCGGCAAGGUUCCUCGACCCUGCUGCUCCUGACGUUUCCGGGCAGAAUUACAGCCUGCUGCCGUUCGGUUCGGGCAGGCGUGGGUGUGCCGGGAUGGGUCUGGCACAGGACCUGGCAGCUCGGAUGCUUGCCAGUUUCGUUCUGCGCUUUGACUUUGAGCUGCCGGCAGAUGUGAAGGCAGGUGGAGGGGUGGACAUGGGGGAGACUUUUGGGCUGACCUUGGCAAUGGCUAAGCCGCUGAGGAUUGUGACCAAGGAGAGGAAGGUAAAGCAGCCAAUAAAGGCUUGAGCUUGCAGGGUUUGCGUUUGAGUCAACUUAACAGCAGCGGGUGGAGGGGUGGACUUGGGGGAGAGGUUUGGAUGGACUGGCCAUGGCUUUGGCUGAGCUGCUCAGGAUUAUGGUUAGAGAGGAAGGAGAGCGAGCAUCUUAUGCUGUGAUGCUGUUGCCAUGAAGGCUUGAGGUUGCCAAGAAGAGUCCAGGUCCCUGAGCUCCCGGCUUGCUCCCCAAACCUUCUGAUUUCAACUACCAUGGCGGUAUUGUUCUACAAGUAGACCUUGGUCGUUUUACUGUGUGAGCAAGCUACAAAAGGCAGCCUCAAAUGUCAUUCUUC
Closterium sp. NIES-67 is the source of this 2955-nucleotide messenger RNA. The record is from the annotation of a GenBank genome assembly. NCBI's taxonomy places the organism in Eukaryota, Viridiplantae, Streptophyta, Zygnematophyceae, Desmidiales, Closteriaceae.